AAAUGCGCAUGUUUGCCUGGGAAAUUGACAUCCACACACCAAAAUGGCGACGUCCCUGGGGUUGGACGCGAUCAGCCGCAAGCUGAACAAGCUCGAAGCCAGGCUCCGAGAGGAGAACGAAUCCAGAAAAAAGGACGACACCCUCUUGUUAGAUCUCAACACAGGCAACUCCAGCCCUAGGCAGCAAAAACCCGCCAAGCCAGGAAGUCUACUGAUUCCGAGAGGAACAGCGAACGGCACAGCACGACCAUCGCCGAGCACGGGGAGUCCCCGCAGAAGUAGAAGAGACCAUCUAGAAUUUCCUGGCAUUCAAGUAACACCUGCGCCAAAAAGUAUAGACAGUAUCGAAGUGGAGAAGAAGUUGCAAGAAAUCAUGACGUUAACAGGAAUUCUUACCCUGAAUCAAAAGAGAUAUGCAGCUGAGGUGGCUGAUCUAGAGGAGCACGGGGAGAUUGGCAGCGGUACAUGUGGGCAGGUCUGGCAGAUGAGCUUCAAGAAGACUGGAGACAAGAUGGCAGUCAAGCAAAUGCGUAGAUCGGGAAACAAGGAAGAAAACAAGAGAAUUUUGAUGGACUUGGACGUUAUCCUGAAGAGCCAUGACUGCCCCUUUAUUGUACAGUGUUUCGGUGCGUUCAUCACCAAGGUAAAUAUGGAUGUAUGGAUAUGUAUGGAGCUAAUGAGCACCUGUAUGGAGAAGUUGAUGAAGAGAUUACAGUCGCCCAUUCCUGAGCAGAUCCUGGGGAAGAUGGGCGUGUCUGUCGUCAAGGCGCUGCACUACCUGAAGGAGAAACAUGGAGUCAUACACAGAGACGUGAAGCCCUCCAACAUCCUGAUGGAUGAGACGGGCAUCUUCAAACUGUGCGACUUCGGCAUCAGUGGGCGGCUCGUCGACUCCAAGGCCAAGACAAGAAGCGCAGGAUGUGCUGCUUACAUGGCGCCUGAGCGGAUAGACCCGCCCGACCCCAUGAGGCCGGACUAUGAUAUACGUGCAGAUGUCUGGAGCCUGGGCAUUUCACUGGUUGAGCUGGCUAUGGGGUCCUUCCCGUACAAGAACUGUAAAACAGAUUUUGAGGUCCUGACGAGGGUUUUACAGGACGAUCCCCCCCUCCUCCCUCCUAAACAGGGCUUCUCACUCGACUUCUGUUCAUUUGUCCAAAACUGCUUGACCAAAGACUUCAAGAAGAGACCAAAAUACAGGCAACUCUUGGAGCACGGUUUUAUCAAAAGGUACGAGACCAAGGAGGUCGACGUGGCGGGCUGGUUCACAGACGUCAUGGCAACCACCACAAGUCCGAGGCCCGACGCGAAAACCCCCACCAACUGACACACGGCUUCACCGAUUGGCUCUGACCAACACCAAUCAGCGCUCGUCAUUGCAGCUGGGUCCCCGUUUUUCCCCUCAGUGGACUAGUCCAUGAUUCAGCCCUAUGUUGCUGUGGACCACUGAACUGGAAAGAGAGGGUAGGUCAGGAUGACUUAAAUGUGAAUUUUCCCACAUUAACACCUGCAAUGUGUGGUGUGUACUUGCGAAAUGGGCAUGGAUAAUUGUCUUUCCAAGGGCUCAUAUCGUCCUUUCCUCUUUUUAAUGGCAAGGCAAGAAGUCCUGAUUGGAAAGACAGAAGAAGAAGAAAUAUUUUAAGACAGUCGAUGCCUCAUUAAGUUCAAAAAUGACUCGUCUUACCAACAAUUCCAAAGCAUUUGAAUAAAGUGCUGAGAAGGCACUCUGCAAGACUGAAAAUGACAUAACAUUUUUAAUGUGUCUUAUACUGAAAAUACUUUCCAAGAAACCACAUCCAAAUGUGAAAAUGAUCACAGAAGAAUGUAAACAGCAAUGACUUUUUAACUGGCUGUCUUCAUGCCUUUAUAUUAAGAUCAGUUCAUUGCAAUAUCAAUUUGACGUAUUUUCUUUAUAAAUCGACAAUUCCACAGAGAAUUUUAUUCAAA
Branchiostoma belcheri (Belcher's lancelet) is the source of this 1944-nucleotide messenger RNA. RefSeq names its product dual specificity mitogen-activated protein kinase kinase 7-like. Gene Ontology annotation, biological process: protein phosphorylation. NCBI's taxonomy places the organism in Eukaryota, Metazoa, Chordata, Leptocardii, Amphioxiformes, Branchiostomatidae. The coding region runs from base 44 to 1324 and encodes 426 amino acids. Gene Ontology annotation, molecular function: ATP binding; protein kinase activity. The record is from RefSeq and is a predicted model, not a curated record. The transcript has 11 exons.